GGUACUGGCCCAGUACAUAUUCACCUUGAAGAGGAAGACAGGGCGGAAGACCAAGAUCAUCGAGAUGUCUAUAUCCAAGCCCUGCAUCUCUGGAUAUUGCUUACCACCUAUGUUGUUGUUCUAGGACAAAUUCAAGGACAGAAGAACUCAGAGUGCCCUAAGGAAGAUUGGAUAACCAAGAAAUGCCUAAUCAAGACUCUGCUGUGCAUGUGAAAAUGAUGCCAGAAUUCCAGAGAAGUUCAGUUCGAAUCAAGAACCCAGCAAGAGUAGAAGAAAUUAUCUGCGGUCUUAUUAAGGGAGGAGCUGCCAAACUUCAGAUAAUAACAGACUUUGAUAUGACACUGAGUAGAUUUUCCUAUGAAGGGAAAAGAUGCCCAACAUGUCAUUAUGUCAUUGACAACAGUAAGCUGGUUACAGAUGAAUGUCGGAAAAAGUUACUGCAACUAAAGGAAAAAUAUUAUGCUAUUGAAAUUGAUCCUGUUCUUACCAUAGAAGAGAAGUACCCCUAUAUGGUAGAAUGGUAUACCAAAGCACAUAGUUUGCUUGUUGAACAGGCUUUACCAAAAGCUAAACUUAAAGAAAUUGUGGCAGAAUCUGAUGUUAUGCUCAAGGAAGGGUAUGAGAAUUUCUUUGAUAAGCUCCAGCAGUACGGUAUCCCUGUGUUCAUAUUUUCGGCUGGUAUCGGUGACAUACUAGAGGAGGUGAUCUAUCAAGCUGGCGUUUAUCACCCAAACGUCACAGUAGUGUCCAACUUCAUGGAUUUUGAUGACAAUGGGGUGCUCAAAGGAUUUAAAGGCGAACUAAUUCAUGUAUUUAACAAGCAUGAUGGUGCCUUGAAGAACACAGAAUAUUUCAAUCGGCUAAAAGAUAACAGCAACAUAAUUCUGCUAGGAGAUUCCCAAGGAGAUAUAAGAAUGGCAGAUGGAGUAGCCAAUGUUGAACACAUCCUGAAAAUUGGAUAUCUAAAUGAUAGAGUGGAUGAUCUUUUAGAAAAGUACAUGGACUCUUACGAUAUUGUUCUAGUAAAAGAUGAAUCACUGGAUGUAGCCAACUCAAUCUUACAGAAGAUUCUAUAAACAGCCUUCUUCAAGAAGACCUCUCUCCUGUGAGUGCAAUUGACGCAGGAAUUGCUCACCUGUUCAUCUUGGUGAAAGACUUCUAUUUAUAAUACAUUCUUGCUCUUGAAGUUUUUUCCCUACAUUAUUGAGGUAUUUCAGACAUAUUGAAUCUAUCAACUGGAAGCUCCUUUUUUCCUUACCUCUCUCAACACACUCCUCAACUGUAUUUUUUAACAGUUAAAAAAAAAAAAAACUUAAAGCCAAAAUUUGAAAAAUAACUCCAUGAAUUUCCAGAGUGAAUUUUGUAGUUUAAUGUUAUGAGGUUUUUGAGGAAACUUUUUACUCGGGGGGGGAAAAAAAAGUCUGUAUAAAUUUAAAAAGAAGUUUUAUGAAAUGGUGAAAUAAUGUGCAUGAUUUUAAGUGUUGCUGUUUUUGUCACGUGGGUGACUUAUGCUGCUGAUAUCACCAUCUCCUGAAAUUGCAUUAUGUUUGGUUAUUUGAUUUUUGAAAGUCAGUAUUUAUCAGAAAAUAUUGGCACUCGGUGUUUGAAAAACCAUUGGUAUCCACAUAUAACUAAUCAUUACAAAAUGUUCUAUAUUGAAGCACUGAUAAUACACAUGAAGUGAAAAGCC
Molecule: messenger RNA, 1690 nt
Organism: Hyaena hyaena (striped hyena)
Lineage: Eukaryota; Metazoa; Chordata; Mammalia; Carnivora; Hyaenidae
Gene: NT5C3A
Product: 5'-nucleotidase, cytosolic IIIA
Exons: 11
Coding region: 183-1076 (297 amino acids)
Cellular component (GO): cytoplasm
Molecular function (GO): magnesium ion binding; 5'-nucleotidase activity
Source: RefSeq, a predicted model, not a curated record